CUGGUCCACGUGAUGAUGUUACCUGCCCGUAAUUUAGGAUACCUCCAGUUCCACUUCACAGUCCUGAGACGAAGUGCAAAGAGAAAGCAUGCUGUGUCAAUAUUCAUCAUGUUUUGGUUCGUUUUGAAUGAGCAUCUGUACUUUUCAUUGCAGAGAGCUUGUGUGCAUAAGCCCUCUUCAUAUCUAUGUAUAUUCGGUUUCAGUUUGCCAUGUCCAUCAUACUACGAGGACAUCCAGAUCCGCCUUCAAACCAGUCAAAAGGAAGAAGACAACUCGCCAAUUCAAGACCUCUAGCAAAAGCUUCCAGAAAUACCGCCAAGAAAGCUACGGACAAGUCCUCCUAAGAGGUCUGGCUGGCCUCAGCCCGCUCCAGGCGCUCCAAGAACUUCUGUUUGAGAGCCUCGAGGCUCAUGCUACCCUCCAACGCGUACUCAACAAUAGUGUCAAUGGACUCUUUAACGACACUAUCAACUUCAGCCGUGUCCCGCGCACGCACAGGGCGACCCUCAGUCUCCGUCAGCUCGGCCUCGGCGGCGACCUCCGAGUUGUCUUUGACACUGUCCAUCACGUGCACGACACGUGUUUCCUUUCCGAGCGCAAACACGAGCAUGCCGUCCGUCUGGGCCUCCUGCUUUGCGACCUCGAGGUUCAGGGCGGCCAGGCGCAGGUUACGCUUUGCGGCGUACAUAGCCUGCUGCGACAUGGCUACUUCCUGGACAAGUCCUUCGAUGUGGUAGAAAUUGUCUACUUCAGCCUCGGUAGCGACACCCUCAUCGCAACGCUCGAGUAGGCCUCGGUAGGCUUGGAAGCGUUGGCCGUACUCGAUGCGGAGGCUGUGCAUUGCGUCACGAGUGGCCUCAGAGAGCGGGUCGUGCGGAAAGGUGGUGACAGGCGACAUCGUUGUGGCGGGUGCCUGCGAAUCUGGUCUGAUGAUGUUAGCUUUUGGUGUAGUGGGAGGAGUUGAGGUGGCUUCAAUGAAGUGAUGAGCUGGACACUGCAUGGAUUAUGUACCUUUGAUUCGGGUGGUGAU
Molecule: messenger RNA, 1030 nt
Organism: Mytilinidion resinicola
Lineage: Eukaryota; Fungi; Ascomycota; Dothideomycetes; Mytilinidiales; Mytilinidiaceae
Exons: 1
Coding region: 128-790 (220 amino acids)
Source: RefSeq, a predicted model, not a curated record